CGAGAGUAUCGAGGUGGGUUGUCCGAGCGCGAAAAUGCAUAAGAUGAGUAGUUUCGCCAGUACCGAUGAUGCUGAAAUCACGAAGGAUAUCGAGUUGGCAGCGACGAUACCUACAGCAAACAUGCGAUCCCUUCGCUUUCUCGCCGUCUUUUUAUUCGCCUUCCUUUUCCUCCUCGUAUCUGGCGCCUCCGUUCAUCAGAAUCAGAAGAGAGCUACGCAGGUCUCUCUGACCAGUGUCUCGUACUCCAACAACGUUCUUUCGGGACAGAUCAGUAUCCAGAACCUCGCGCCCACCAAGGUGGUCACCAUCAACUGGACGAGCAGCUCGUCGUGGUCCAGCACCCAAUCGUUCGCCGCCCAGUGGGUUUCCGGCCCCGAUAGCACCGGCUACGAAGUCUGGAGUUUCAGUGGCACCGCCGCCGGUGCGUUGCAGUACUACAUCCAGUACACCGUCAACGGCGUCAGUUACUAUGACCCGGGCAACAACGUCAACUACAACGUUCCCAGCUCCGGGUCCUCGUCCGCUAUGGGCUCGACUUCCGCCAGCUCGACUGCCGUGGGCUCCACUUCAAUUAGCACAACAUCGGUGAGCACGACCACCACCCCCGUGGCGAGUCCCACCGGUACCAGCAUCCCCGCUGUUAGCCUCCCUCCGAUUGUCCCCACCAGCAUCCCCUCCGAGGCUCCCGCGGCGGCACCCAGCGGCUGCGGCACCUUCAACGGCAAGGAAAGCUGCACCUCGGAUGCUGUCUUCGACAUGCCCGCCGCCGCCGAGAACAGGCGGUGGCAGACGCCCCCCGAGGGCAAUACCGCGUACUCCAGUUCCUUCCAGGACUACAGCGAUCUCGUCGGGUAUGCCGAUAUCCAGUACAACCCCGCACGCAACGCCGCCCUGGUCACCGUCAACGCGGCUUCCAAGACCGGGGAGCAGCUGAGCUACAGCUUUGGCGGGACCGCCCAGACGUCGAAUUCUUUCCGUGUCGAUUCUUCGCUUACCGGGAGUCUUGCCAUCACCGUUUCGAGCUCGAGCGGGAAGACCCUCGGCCUCGAGCCGCUGAACUUCAUCUGGCAGAAUGUUGCUCUCACUGCGGCUCAGAGCACCUUUUCGAACGGACAAAAGGGGGCGAUCGCCGAGUUGUUUGGGUGGCCGUACAACGAUAUCGCGAAGGAGUGCGUGUUUCUGGGAAAGGCUGGAUACAUGGGCAUCAAGAUCUGGUCGCCGAACGAGCACGUCUGGGGAUCCAACCUCUACGAGGCCGACAACCAGUUUCGCCCGUGGUACUUGGUCUACCAGCCCGUUAGCUACAGGCUCACCAGCCGUCACGGCACCCGCGCCGAACUCAGAGCCAUGAUCAAUGCCUGCCGUGCUGCUGGCGUCAGGGUGUAUGCGGAUGCGGUGAUCAACCACAUGUCCGGCAAUGGAAACGAUAUCCAAAACCAUCGUACCGACGCCUGCGUCUAUUACCCUGGACACAACGCUACCGACAACUCACCUUAUUUCACCACCGGCAACACCUUCCUGAUCAACCCCUUCACUAAUAAUCGCCCCGCGCUCGAGUUCCCGGCGGUUCCAUACGGCCCCACGGACUUCCACUGCGAGCGCAGCAUUGGUGACUGGAACAGCGGGCAGAUCGUGACCAAGGGCUGGUUAGUGGGGCUGACCGAUCUCAACACUGAAAAAGCGUACGUGCAGGAUCGCAUUGCCACGUACCUGGCCGACCUGCUUUCGAUCGGCUUCUCCGGCUUCCGCGUCGAUGCCGCGAAACACAUCGGCCCCACGUCGCAGGCGCAGAUCUUCGGGAGACUGGCGGCGAAGAUGGGAGGAAGCCUGCCCGCAGACUUCGUCUCCUGGCUCGAGGUGCUGAUCGGCGGAGAGAAGGAUCUGCUCGCGUGCAGCGGAGGAGAGUGGAGUUGGUACACCAACUUCAAUACCCGCCUCUCCGCCGCGGGUCUGAGCGCCACGGAUAUUGAGAAGAUCAAGAUCUGGAGUGCGGACUACCCGAAAGAAUUCCCCAUCUGCGGCAGCUGGAUCAUCCCCGCCUCUCGCUUCGCGAUCCAAAACGACGACCACGACCAACAAGGCGAGGGCUCCAGCUCGCGGGACAUGGGGGACCAAGGGUCGGUUCUCGUUAAAGACAAGGACAUCGCGAAGCACCGCAGCUUCGAGACGCUGCUGUUCUCGCGCACCGACGCCGACUGGCGCAUCAAGCUCGUCCUGUCGUCGUGGGUCUUUGCCGAUAACGGUGCGAACGGCUUUCCUGACGGCUUGAGUGACUGCGCUACCCAGUACACCGGGACUCAGUCGCUCACUACUUGUAAGGGAGUCGUGAAGGAUCCCGCGUAUGUAGCGGCAGCGUGUGGGUAUACUAGUCUGGCUGGUGGGAAGUAUACCCGUGUCCAUAGGGACAUCAGCAUUGUCAAUGCAAUGAGAGCUUGGGUCGGGCUGGGGUCGACGACCGCGGCGGCGCUGGGGAUUUCGGGGUGUUCGUGAGGAACAGGGAAUACAGAUGGUAGAUGGAAGGUGCAGAACGGUGGAGAACGGUACACGUGUGUUAUUUUAUCUAAGCUUGCGUAAAUCGGGCGGAUUUCAAUAGAAGUGAAUUGUUGGUG
Tricharina praecox is the source of this 2610-nucleotide messenger RNA. RefSeq names its product alpha amylase. Lineage: Eukaryota; Fungi; Ascomycota; Pezizomycetes; Pezizales; Pyronemataceae. Gene Ontology annotation, molecular function: alpha-amylase activity; protein binding; cation binding. The transcript is spliced from 5 exons. Bases 35 to 2491 code for a protein of 818 amino acids. The record is from RefSeq and is a predicted model, not a curated record. Gene Ontology annotation, biological process: carbohydrate metabolic process.